CUUGCGACAUUCGCCCUUUUGUUAAUUCUAUCUUCAUAUAGCAGCCCGCUGCGUAUUUUGCAUUUUGUAUUUUUGUGUCCGAUAAAUUAUAACUAUAUUAGAUUUAAAAUGAAUCUGGCUUGUGCAAUUUGUUCGGAUUUAUUUAUGCCCUCUGACGAUAUCCAUAUGACUCCUUGUGGUCAUUCGUUUCAUUAUAUCUGCUUGAUGCAGUGGUUACAAAGAUCUAAGACCUGUCCUCAAUGUCGGAAUAAAUGCCACGAAAAAAGUCUAAUUAAAGUCUACUUUAAUAUCGCGACUGCCAGCGAUGCCUUAGAGGAUAGUACAACGUUGCUCCACAAAUUGGAUACGAUGACCUUAUCAGUUAGGGAAAAGGAAAAGAAGCUAAGGGAAUUUGAGGAAAAGGAUGCACUGCAUAAGUCUGAAUGCAAGAAAAUGAAAAAAACGCUAAUAACCCUGGAAGACAUGAUAAAAUCGAAGGAUUUUACCAUUGUCGCGUACAAGCAAGAAACGGAAAUGCUUCGUAACGAUCGAUUGCAAAUGCAGAAGUUACAAGUGGAACUGAACAAUUUGAAAAGUAAAAUGGAAUUGAUGUCUACCAUCGAACAUGUUGUUUCAGCAACUGCUAAAGAAGUAGAAGAAAUGCUGGCCCAGGAUGAUAACCCGCGAACUUUGGCCGUUCUGGUAGCAACUUUAAAACGAGAGCUCAAGGCUAGUGAUGCUAAAAAACAUGAAAUGCGAGAUAGAAUGAAAGCAAUCCAAAAUGAUCUCCGUGAAGAACGUGUGCGCCGGAUAUUUCUUGAAGAUAAGCUGUCUACUGCGGAUAGUGAGGUCUACCGAUUGCAACAAGAAAUACAACGUCUUGAAAUGAUCGCCCACAAUGCUUCCAACGGAAGCGAUUCAGAUUCAGUUAUUUUGAACACACCAGAACAAUCGUGUAAACGAAAACGAGCUGACCGUGACAUGGAUAAGAGCACUCCGAUGUCUGACAAAGUGCAAAAUAUCCUCGAUGCGGAUUCGCCUUAUUUCCAAAUCAAAUCCAGUAGUAUUGGUCUGACACCACUUCUUCGGGCAGGACUUAGUGCAAAGGCAACAGUACCUAAAAACAACGUGAAGGAUGAACAGUCUAAAAAAGUACAAAACGAUCUGUGCGGGAAAUUUUCAAUUUUUCGUAAACCCCGACUUGCAACAGAAAGUAACAAUACAGCUUUGCGCAACAAUCUUAUAUUUAAUGGUUUAGGCGGAUCGGAGCGGAAGGAAAAUUUUCCAGAAUUUCCACUUCGCAAAAAACAAGCAGAACCUACAGACACCUUGAAAUCAACAUCAAAGAUAGAGCCAGCAACCAACAGUACAACAUCUCGUUUAAAAGCAGGAAAACUAACCAGACAUCCUUCAACGGUAAUAUCUUCCGUUUCUGAUACAAAUAGUUAUGACGAUAUUCUAGAUAUUCCGUAAGACUGAAACGCAAAAUUCGCUUUUACAAAAUACUGUUAAUAAACGUAUAGCUGUUUUGUUUAAAUGGAAUAUUUCUCAAUUCAAACCUCGCAUUGCAAUAAAAAAUUAGUA
Messenger RNA from Sabethes cyaneus, 1563 nucleotides. RefSeq names its product E3 ubiquitin-protein ligase TRAIP (gene nopo). The coding region runs from base 109 to 1452 and encodes 447 amino acids. The record is from RefSeq and is a predicted model, not a curated record. NCBI's taxonomy places the organism in Eukaryota, Metazoa, Arthropoda, Insecta, Diptera, Culicidae. The transcript is spliced from 3 exons.